CUGAUUUUGCAAGCGCCAAAAUCUGUCCAAUCCACCGAGCAAAACCAUAUUAUUUGCGAACGAAUCGACGGUUCGACCGACCCGCCGAUCGAAAAGUUCAUAUCCAUGGGUACACCGGCGGAGGAGACCACCUCGAGCGGCAGCACGACGAUCCUCCUCGUCAGCUCCGACGGCCGCCGCUUCGAGGUGGCGGAGGUGGCGGCGAGCAUGUCGAGGCUGGUGUCCCACAUGAUCGAGGACGGCUGUGCGGAGGGCGGGGUCCCUCUCCCCAACGUCACCGGCGACAUGCUCGCCAAGAUCGUGGAGUACUGCAACAAGCACGCCGGCGCCGGCGUCAGCUCGGAGCCGGAGCGGGAGGAGCUGAAGAAGUUCGACGCCGACCUGGUGAACGUGGACCUCGUGCCGCUGUUCGAGCUCAUCAUGGCGGCCAACUUCAUGGACAUCCAGGGUCUCCUGGACACGGCCUGCCAGAAGGUGGCGGACAUGAUGAAAGGCAUGACGGUGGAGCAGAUUAGGGAGACGUUCAAUAUCGCGAACGACCUUACGCCGGAGGAGGAGGCGGCGAUCCGGCAGGAGAACGCCUGGGCCUUCGAUUAGCCAUUAUAGAGGUGUUUAAUUACGGAUAAUUUAAUCUCAUAUACAUUAUAUAAUCCACGUGUCUGUUAGGAUUUCUUUUUGUAUGCUUAAUAAUCACUUCACUCUAGAUAUAAUGGUUUUCGUGUCCAAAUUUAUACCGUGCGAUUAAGUUCCCAUCCGUAUUGGGUUUAAGGUGCUCGUCGUUUUUGUU
Messenger RNA from Oryza brachyantha (malo sina), 787 nucleotides. RefSeq names its product SKP1-like protein 5. Lineage: Eukaryota; Viridiplantae; Streptophyta; Magnoliopsida; Poales; Poaceae. The record is from RefSeq and is a predicted model, not a curated record. Gene Ontology annotation, molecular function: cullin family protein binding. Gene Ontology annotation, cellular component: nucleus; cytoplasm. Bases 106 to 597 code for a protein of 163 amino acids. The transcript has a single exon. Gene Ontology annotation, biological process: SCF-dependent proteasomal ubiquitin-dependent protein catabolic process.